GAAAGAGGGGGUGAGAGAGGGGGGAGUCGGGAGAGAGAGAGAGAGCACGUUUGAUUUUAUAAAAGGGGGAGGUGUUGGUAUUGCAUCUGAUCACUCUACUUGGUGCGUCGCGCAGAAAGGGUUGGUGUUUUCGUGUGAGAAAGUGUUAGUGGGGUCUGAAGAAGCAUCGCAUAUCACCAUUACACACGAUCCUUUAAAAAAUACUGGAGAGAAACGCUACUGGAGAUGAAGUUGCACAACUUCUAUUGACAAGAAGGACCCAUGGAGUGUGUGAUUUAAUCUAUAGCAGUUUUGAUCAGCCUGCAUCUCUGGCUUGUCUACCUUGCCCUACAGCUUUUGGAUCAACUGUGAGACACGUUUUUUUCUCCUUCAGUUUGGAAAUGAUUUCCUAAAGCUUCCGGCACAUACCCAAGCUGUUUAUACAGUCUGAGUUGUGGAGAAUAAUGCACCUGCAUAUAUGUUAGUACGGUUCCUGACGGUCGAGGACACCUUGGAUGAAGACGUCAGAAGACAGAGGAUAAACAUACUUCUCAAUGGACUAACCACUUUGAUUUUCUGGGAAAAGUGCCUAAAACAAGGUGGCACAGGGACGAUGCAUCAAGGAGUCUGAUAGCGCCAUGGGACCAGGGCGACUUUGGCUUCUGGGCGUGACGGCUGCUACCCUGGUCUGCCUCCUCCGUAGGUCCCAGGGUGCUGAUUCGCUGGUUCAUGGCAGACUGGGCGGAGCAGCUGAGCUGGGCUGCAGCCUGGCCCCGCCUUCUGCUAGUGGCCCCGCCCAACACCUCUUCCCCCUGCACGUGGUGGAGUGGGUCCGUUUGGGCUACAACGUUCCCAUCCUCAUUAAAUUUGGAGAAUACACCCCCCGCGUGCACCCGGAUUAUAAAGGCCGGGUGGCCUUGAACCGCGGGGCCUCGCUGCUGGUGCAGGACCUGCGUCUGGAGGACGAGGGCUGGUUCGAGUGCCGCAUCCUGAUGCUGGACCGAGCCACGGACGAGUUUCGCAACGGCACCUGGAACUUCCUCUCCAUCACAGCUCCACCUGUCUUUGUCAAAACUCCGGCCCUUUUCCUGGAGGCCCUGCAAGGUGAUUCUUUGAUGCUCACGUGCAGUGCCCAUGGCAACCCUCGGCCAACUGUAACCUGGGAAAAAGAUGGCACUCCGGUUGAAAGACAAUACGGACUUGAGAUGCUCAAUGGUAGUUUGUCGUUAGCCCCCGUGACUAGGGAGGUGUCAGGAAUGUAUAAAUGUCACGUCUACAACUCCGAAGGAAAUUUGACUCACACUACACAGCUGCUAGUAAAAGGCCCUCCCAUCAUUAUCAUUCCCCCGGAAGACACCAUCCGUAACAUGUCCCAAGACGCCGUGCUGCGGUGCCAAGCGGAGGCGUACCCAGCCAACCUGUCAUACGUGUGGGCCAAGGAGGGAGAGAAUGUCUAUCACUGGCAGUCGCUGAAGUCCCGUGUGAAGGUCCUAGUGGAUGGAUCCCUCCUUAUCCCCAACCUGGUCCCAGAAGAUGCUGGGAACUACACCUGCGUGCCCAGCAAUGGGCUCCUGACUCCGCCCUCCGCCUCGGCCUAUCUCACUGUGAAGCACCCUGCCCAGGUGGUACGGAUGCCUAGGGAGACCUACCUGCCCGCAGGGAUGGGUGGGGUCAUUUCCUGCCCCGUGCGAGCGGAGCCCCCAAUGCUCUAUGUCAACUGGACCAAAGACGGGGACGUCCUAGACCUUGACAUGUACCCAGGCUGGAUGGUGAACUCGGAGGGCUCGGUGUUUGUGGCCACAGCCAAUGACAACGCGGUGGGCGUUUACACCUGCACUGCCUAUAACAGCUAUGGGACAAUGGGCCGUUCGGACCCUACCUCUGUGGUUCUGCAGGACCCGCCCUCAUUUAAAGUGACACCCCGUGCUGAGUACCUGCAGGAGGUAGGUCGGGACCUGCUCAUCCCAUGUCAGGCUAAUGGAGAUCCAGUUCCUAACAUCACUUGGAGCAAGGUGGGUCCUGUUCCACGUUCCCCAUACACUGUAGCGGCAAAUGGCUCUCUAGUGCUGCAUCCUGUCAGCAAGAACCACCAGGGGGAGUGGGAGUGCCAUGCCACCAACCGUGUGGCCUCCACGACAACCAGCACUAUUCUCCUCGUGCUAGGCACAAGCCCCCAUGGUGUGUCUUCAGUGUCUAUCAUCCCAGGCGUGCAUGAGGCCAAUGUGUCAUGGGAGCCAGGCUUUGAUGGAGGCUACAUUCAGAAGUUCUCUGUGUGGCUGAAGCAGGCGUCCCGGCGUAAGCAUGAGUGGACCUCUCUUCCCGUGCCUCCUUCCAACUCAUCCUUCUUGGUGACUGGCCUGCUUCCUGACACCAGCUAUCAGUUCAGCAUUCUACCCCAGAACAAGCUGGGAUCAGGACCCUUCAGUGAAAUCAUUACGGUCAAAACCUUGGUUCCCCCUACAGAUCCACCCAUAGUGGUGACUUCAGCACCAAAACUGCCCCCGCCAUCCUUCCUGCUGGUCAAUCAGACCUCAAAAGGAAUUUUGCUGCAGUGGGUCCCGCCCCCACCUCAGUCCCCACCAAUCACUGGCUUCAUGCUGCAGGCACGGCAAGAGAAGAGCCAGUGGGGGAUCCUCAAUGAGGCCAUCAGUGGAAACAGCAGUGAGAUACUUGUACAAGGUUUAUUAAAGGACUCCAUCUAUGAGCUCCGGCUGCUGUCGCUCCGAAAUGAGGUGGUGGGCGAGCCCAGCGAGUCGGUCAAUGUCUCCACCGUGGGUAUGGAAAUAUAUCCGGCACAGACAAGCCUGCUGGAUUUCAUCCCCGAGCCGAUGCUGGCCGGCGUGGUGGGAGGGGUCUGCUUCCUAUUUGUGGCCAUCAUUCUGUCUCUGGUGACAGCAUGCAUCAUGAACCACAGGAGGGAGAAGCGCCGGCGGCGGCGGAGGGAUGAUCUCCCCACUGCCCUGCAGAAGAGUCCACCUCCAGAAGCUGGCACGCCUACUGACAGCCCAGAUAGUGUCUUAAAGAUGAAGCUUUGUCCUCCCCUCUCCUUCUUCCCCGGCUCCUCUGCCUCCCAGUCGGUCCGCUCGUCCUUCGACAAGGGCAGUCGCAGCGAAUACCAGGACCAACGGCAGCAGCUCUUAUCCAGCUCCUCACCCCCUCCACGCUACACCCUCUUCGAAAGUCACUUUGGGGGCCAGCCCCCGCCAGCUCUCGCCCUGGAGUCCAUAUCCCGUGGCCCUGAUGGACGCUUUAUUGUUCAACCCUACGAGGACGGAUCCACGCCAGCUCACAUUAAAAGAAGCCUAAAAAGAGACUUCCCACAAUGCACAGCAGACGGAAGCGGUUCAGGAAGCGCCAAGGCAUCUGAACAGGUUUCUCCAAGGUCUGACUUACCAUCUUAUGAGAAGGAAGAGAAGGAGGAUAGACCCGUGGUGUUGUCUGUGGAUAUCCCAGGAGACAAACAGUCUCAACAAUCUCCUGGACGUGUGAAAGCCAUGGGCAAAAAUUUUUCCCAACAUGGCUGCUUCUACUCAGAUGAUGAGCAGGGCUGCUCAGAAGGACUGCUGGACCAAACCAGCUUCUACUCUGACAGCAGCGAAAUAAGAGCUUGUGACUCGCUGAAAAAGUACAGCUGUCGGGGCAACCCAUUCCAAACCUUGAGAAACCAAGCCAGGAAUGUGGAGCAGAGACAGGACAGGAGGAGAUAUGACCCUUCCAACUGCCUUCCCACUGGGCCCUUGAGGUCGAAAACAGACUGGAAGCGUGAAAGCAACAGCCUGAACAAGUGUCUGAAACUUGCCCAGGAAAGAAAAGAAAUGGAGAAGGAACUGGAAAGGUACACAAGCAGCCGGGAUGCUCAAGAGAAAAUGAAAGAACCACAGAAAACAGAGAUGGAAGCUGAAGAGGAACCUGUGUGGAAACUACAAGAUAUCACUCUUCGCCCAAAAAGUGACAGAGGCAGCAGGCUAUCUGAUAAUAGGAAAGGCUGCUAUUUUGGGAACACCAGCAGCCCCAUGGUACGGACCUCUACUUCCUCAUCGUACAUUCACUGGGACAUCAGUCCUGUCAGCUCUGUCACUGGCCUGGUGCCUGUUCAAAGUCCUGCAGAAAAGCUUCCUCUGAUGUCCCAGUGGUCAGCUUCUCCUGCAGCUGAAGAAAACUCCACAGUUCUGCAGUGUUCCCAGUCGCCAGCUACGCAGUGCACCCAAUUGUCACUUUUAUCCCCUGACUUAGGUGGCUCACCCAUGUUUCCUGGAGACCUAAAGGGUUCUAAGUCAAGGUGUCCAGAGAGAAGGUCGGAGGUAGAGGAGGAGAGCAUCUGUCGGAGGCUGGUGCCAGAAGAAGCCGUAACAAAAAUGAUCAGCAAAAAGUUUAAUUUGGAAGAAACUGAUGAAAGAGUCACUAAUUCAGAUAGAGGGAACCUACACUCAUGUCCAGCACCAACAUGUCAUGAACAAGUGAAACUAAGUCAGGCGUCAGUCUCCCUCAAUACAGAGAGGGAACCACAGAAGAGCUUUGGUCCUUAUAUGGAGAACUCUAACUCUACCCUAAAAAACACUGGAGACAGAGCUGAAAGCAAGGAUAGUGACAGAGAACGUUCUGAAAGUUCAACCUUGCCGUAUGAUCUCCGGAAAGCUGGAGAAAGAGCAGGAGAAAAAGCAGGACAAAACAAAGCUUGCGACAAACCUAGUGUAUCCCCAUUGUCCCCCGAGUCUGAGAUGGAGGGUGUCAGAACACGCUCACGGAAGAGCGAUAAAUGCCUUUAUAGUGAUAGCCCUAGUUGUGUGUCUCCAUUAACUCUUACAGAAAAUGAAACAGACCAGUCAAGUUUCUCUUUAGCUAGAAUGUCAGAUUCAUAUAAAACUCUACAUCAGACAAGUGCAAUUCUGGAAUAUCUGAGCCUUCCUGGUUUCGUUGAGAUGAGUGUAGAUGACCCUGUUGAUGAAAAUAGCACUUCAGCAAGCUCAGAGCAGAGGUCUGGUAAUCUUUUGCGAGAGGAACCGGACGUAGUUCUGAAGCACUGGGAAGUUCAUGACUCUGAUAGAGAAGUAAGUAAACAAUGCACUGUCAUUUUAGAGAACAACUUCCUUGAAACUACAGUUCAAGGUUCAGGCCAGGAGGAUAGAAGAUUUUCAGUUCUGAAACUUGAGGACUCUACAGUGAAAGAGAUGAUGCCAGACAAAAGCCCCAGGCAGCUAGCUAGUUUACAAGAACAAGGUGAGCAGGUUUAUUGUGAAAGGUCACAGACACAUCUUACAGAAAUAAAGUCAACGUUGGAGGUGCAGAAAGCUACCAAAUCAGCUUUGGCGAUCACUGCCACGGAUGCGGUGUCUAACGCCCCGGAUCCACUUACGAAGAGACAGGAACCUGUGCUACCCCAAACCCAGAGAUGUGAGACUCAGGACUACAGUGCUAAUAAUGUGGCAGCUAGGAGGUAUCCACCCCCAGUACAUUUCAUGAAGAAGUCAUUGAGCAUGGGCCCAAGCAGAUCGAGCUAUACGGCAAGGGUGCACUGUCCUCAGCUAAAAAAAUCCACCAGCUUAGGAUCGCAAAGAUGGGAACAUUCAGAGAUCCCUCAGAAUUACAGCUACGAAAAACAUUACCAGGAUGAAUUCCUGCACCCAGAUGUUAAAAUCAAGUCUUUAAGCUUGGGACGCAGUUAUGCACAUUCCUCCUCCUCCAGACAAAGCCAGUUUCACCAAGAAUCUGUCCCAUUCCGACCUCAAAGCCGCCCUGACCUCAAGAGCUCUCCUCUGGCAAAGAUGUCUCUAACAUCUCCAUCUCAGCUGGCUGUUGUACCUUUAGCUAAGGACCCACAGAGUCAGCCAUACCCACUAGCCUCCGGCAGAGCACAUUACCUCGAUCCGCGGCGACAGGCCACCGCCCUUCCCGAUGCAUCACGUUGGCCCGUCACUCAUCACGAUGCCCUGAGGUCUGUGCAGCACAGGACGGCUCUUCAUGAAUACCCGGCCCACCAGAUGCCACCCCGGCCUGCGGUGAGAAGGGACUAUCUGCGACCACCUGACUCAAAACAAGGACUCCACAGAGCCUUCCUGCCCCGGGGCUACAGCUGGCCUUCACCCUACACCGCCCCAUUUGCCCACCGGGAGUCAGAAUGGUACAUGGGGAGGGAGGCUGAGUUGGACGUUAGGGAGUGCAGAGAUGGGAAAGAGGGGAGGGCCAGCUAUGCCAGUCAGAGCAGUGGGAGGGGCAGCAUGGGGCCCUGUUACACCCAAGCCCUGCUCCGUCAGUCCCUGUCCCUCACCCCCACCCUCGCCAGCUCCCCAGAAACAACAGAGGAGACUAAGAGGCACAGUUUCAUGGCAGACAUGCUCAAAAGUAGGCCAACCAAAAGGGGAAACACAUCGGUAGACGAGAGCUAUGAAUGGGAUGAAGUGGAUUUCCGAGUGGAUUCCAACACCCUAGGGGCAGCAAGCGCCACCCACAGCUAUGGGGGGCAGGGAGGGGUCAGGGGGGAGCGAUUGAGAGGUCAACCUCACUCCGCUGUCAGCUUCAGGGAGCUCCAAAGCAAAGACAUGCCAGCCUUGCCCCACUUAGACCCUUUUGCCCGGCCUGGCCCGCCUAUGCCUCCCCCUCCACGGGGCCCGUAUGGCCACUCUCUCACUGAGGCCCGCUUCAAUGCCCUUCGCCUGGAAUACCAGGAGUACCGCCGCGCUCAGGAGUCUUCCUUCUCGCACGGCCCUCACCUGAUCCCUGACCCUGACUCCGACCCUGACUCGAACACAGCGUUGCUCUGACAUUUGCCACAUUCCAUCUGUCUGCCCUCCCCUUUUCCUCCCUUCCUCUCCGCUCUGUCACCAGCUGCUCACUUGUCCUCCUAGUGUAGCAGGAAUAGCUUCCCAGUGCAGGUUUCUCCUAUCCAACUGGCCUAUGUCAGUUGUACAUCCAUUGGGCUGUUGGUUAGUUCUUUCACCUCAGCUUGUUCACUCCCUUCUCACUAUAUGUGCUCUUAUUUUACUUCAAAGCCUCAAGUGACUUACAUUCUCCUAAUAACACUGUGUCAGACCAAAAAUAUCUUCAAUGAAAGGAGCAGACUCACACAUAAUGCAAGAUGUUCUUUUUGCAGUACUUGUUCUGCUAAUUGUGUGUCAGAACCCGUCAGGGAAAGGCCAGAUUUUGAAUUGUCUGUAUACAGGCUCAGUCUGAAUAAGCCCAGAUUUUUUUAUGUCUUAUAACGGGUAACAUGACAUUGAAUUCAUAGUUUUCCGAGACUUCAGGUGGUCCUGUGUUUAAUAAUGGUUGUCUUAAAGGUUUAAGCUAGACCAAACAUCCUCUUCACCAUUGAUUGUGAAGACAAACUGACACACUUCCUGAUUGGUUCUCUUGAGGCCCACAGCAAGCCUGGAGUCUGAGAGACCGGUCUUCCCUGGUUUUUUUAAGCAAGAUCAUUUUACUUAAAGGUUCUGUUCUUUCGCCUCUGCUGUCAAUGAACUUUGAGUCAGAAGAUAUGGGGGAUGCGAAAACUAAAACGCAGGAUGGACUUCUAGCACUGCUUAAAUGGUAUUUUUUGACAGCAAUACAAAGGGAAGUUCUGUAUAUUCUGCAGAAAAUGAAGUCAACUGAGGUUCUAGUAGCAUUUUUGGGAUAAAGCUAAAGGAAACACCAAACAGGUCAAUGGAAAACUUUUACAAAAAAUAUAGGAAGUGUUCAUGGACAGUGAAAAACUGGAAGACCUCCUCUCCAAAUGGAACAUGAAGAAUAUGACUUUACAUUGGUAUCUCCACUGUGGUCUCUGUGUGGUAUUUUCAGUCCAAGCUGCACAGUCUUUGAUAAUACUGCCCACUCUUCACUGCAUUUUCCAGUCAUUGUGCCUGGAUGGUUGGUAACAACCAUUUACAGGAGAGCUUUAAAUGAGUAAAAAGCCAUAACGGGGUCUAGUCAUUUGUUCGUAAAAAAUGGUUUGUGUAGUACGUGUUCUCACCUAUUGUCUCUUUUCGCUUCUUAUUUUGAAAAUCUAAAAUCUCACUCAUCUGGUAUAUUCAGUAUAAUUGAUGGCACUGACUCAAUCUCAUGGACCUGCCCUGUGCACAAAAUCUUCACAACAUCAUCUUCACGACAUUAUCUUCAUAACAUCAUCUCCACAACAUCAUCUCCACAUCAUCUCCACAACAUCAUCUCCACUACUCAUUGUUCAAUUGUCCUAUUCACAGAUCAGCAAUAUUUUUAAGUACAGUUUUUACUGUACUUAAAGUAGAGGUAUUUCAUAGUACGGAGACCCAGCAGAUUAUUUUAAAGAGUGUUUUAACUUCUCCUUCCCACUGAUAAGUGCUAAAGAAGGCAGGACACUAGCCUGGAACAAGCAGAGUAGGUGGUCUCUGUUUUUGUGUUAUGUCUCUAGAUUGGCAUUUCCUUAAAUGGUAUUUAAAACAGUUAAGAGGUGUAAGAGAUCAGUGAUGCAGAAGCUUUAAAUGACAUGCAUUUUUAUAGUAACAGUUUAUUUGUUUACUCAAGUAAGCAGCUGUGGGCUUACCCUGCCCUCUAUCUGUGAGUACCUGUCAGUGCAUUCCAGUGAAUAUAUUUUCAGUGUAACCUUACCCAUAGUAGGUCAUAGGUGAUCAGUAUUGAAUCAGCUACAUGGAUGUCAUUGUUACAGUUAUCUAUGGAGUUUCUAACAGCAAGUGUAUUUUGACAGAGUACAGUACAGUUUGAUGGUUUACAGUUACAGUGAUGUGAACCCUUUUACUUUGGGUCUGUCCUCUUUUAAGAUUCGUCCUCAAACUCAUUGUCCCCUUAUUUACAUAGAAAAAGCAUCAAGUCAAAUGUUUAUUUACAGGGCUUUUGAGCUCUCGUUAGCCGAGCUAAGAAUCUUCACGAGGUAUCGCGCAAUCCCUAAAGCAGAAUACACAGAUACGUCCAGUGGUUUGUCUGUUAUUUAUGAAAUGCAUUUAUCAUUUUAAAUCAAAGCUCACACCCUUACCUGUGAAUUUCUUCAUUGGCCUCUACGGUUUCAUUGUUGUACAUAACACAAAUUUACAGUGAAUGAAAUCAGAUCCUGUCCAUCUUAAUUUAGGAUGUUCGUAUUUAAUGCAAGGUCGUGCCUUUUGGGAAACAUUGUUUAUGAUGAUAUAAAACAUGAAUGGCAAUAUAGGUUGUCAAAAACAACAUUUGUUAUAAACUUCAAUUAGUAUGCAUUGAUCUGAAAUUAUGGUCUAGAGUUCCAAUUCUCCAAUGAUACAUACGUAAAUAAAAGACAAAUAAUUGUCACACCAUGUUUUGUACAACAAUAGUAUAUUGUUAUUGUAAUCUUUCAUUGACUGUUAAAUCUUAUCACAGUGUCACAUCUUUUAAUCAUCAUCAUUAUCAUCAAGAAGAACAUUGUUAUAUAUUUAUUAGCGUAUUUGCUGCAAAGGUUUCAAUAUGCAAACAAAGGUGAUGUAAAUGUGCACUCAUUUUUGUCAAGCACUGUGAAUGUUUUUACUGCAGUGUUGGUGAACUGUACCUCUUUGCUGGUGAACAGUCGUCUCUCUCACGUUGAAUUUCAUGUUUUGUAUAUGUAUAUUUUUAAAUUAUAUUUUGUUGUCCACUUAUUUUGCAGAUAAUCAUUUGAAAAUAUGGUCUUUUUCUGUACUGGAAUGAUUUGCAAAGUAGGAUUUUGUAUUAAUUGUUUUUAAAGAAAACAUUUUAAAAUAAAAAAAAUGUAAUUCUGAUAUUUAAAAUGUACAUUUUGUAUUGUAUUUAGAAUAUCUGCAUUUUUACAUUUUUUUAAAUGAUUUUUCAGGUUUUGUACAAAACAAAGGUGAAUAUUUUGUUUUUAUUUGUUUCUGUCGAUGUCAUGUUGUACAUAGUGUCCUUGUUCGUUUGUAAAAGAUAAUAAAUUCAUACAUUUACUUGA
Brienomyrus brachyistius is the source of this 9832-nucleotide messenger RNA. It is a transcript of the gene igsf9b, whose product is annotated as immunoglobulin superfamily, member 9b. The transcript is spliced from 22 exons. NCBI's taxonomy places the organism in Eukaryota, Metazoa, Chordata, Actinopteri, Osteoglossiformes, Mormyridae. Bases 618 to 6737 code for a protein of 2039 amino acids. Gene Ontology annotation, biological process: cell-cell adhesion. Gene Ontology annotation, molecular function: protein binding. The record is from RefSeq and is a predicted model, not a curated record.